Molecule: messenger RNA, 3690 nt
Organism: Archocentrus centrarchus (flier cichlid)
Lineage: Eukaryota; Metazoa; Chordata; Actinopteri; Cichliformes; Cichlidae
Gene: itgav
Product: integrin, alpha V
Exons: 32
Coding region: 422-3553 (1043 amino acids)
Biological process (GO): integrin-mediated signaling pathway; cell-matrix adhesion; cell-cell adhesion
Cellular component (GO): integrin complex; external side of plasma membrane
Molecular function (GO): integrin binding
Source: RefSeq, a predicted model, not a curated record
CACUUUCACACAUACAUAAUACACCAUACACACACACACACACGGUCGCGGCCUCUCUCCGAGCUUGUUCCGAGAUUCCGCCGCUUUUAUCGGUUACACAGACUAACGAACCGCCGGUGAGAGCCAGACUGACUUCAGACUUUCUGCUAACGUCCUGCUGUGUGUGUAACGUUGUGUAGCUCCGGUACGAGCUGGAAAUGUGUUUUAUUUAACGCUUACAUGACGACUUGUUCUCUGUACGGUUGCAGGAGAAAGCUCUUGUUAGCACUGCUGAGAUUUUGAGGCACUUUAAAGUUACACCGUGGGUGCACACAGGCCACCAGACGUGUAGCUAACUGACUAAACGAGUAUCUGGCAGCAUCUUCGUCGUCGGUGUUUUUUUCCUUCGUUGAAGCCGCGGGGGUCUCCGGCAGCAGCAGCCAUGGCAGUGGGACGGACAGCUGUCGGGCUGCUGGUCCUGGUGUGUUUACACUUCAAACGCUCCGGAUCUUUCAACCUGGAUAUGGAUCAACCAUUGGUGUACUCCGGACCCGAGGGCAGCUACUUCGGCUUCUCGGUGGAUUUCUUUAAGCCUUUAGACAACCAAAAGUCCGACGUUCUGAUCGGAGCUCCUCGAGCGAACGUGUCUUCGGACAGCAUUGUGGAGAGAGGAGCGGUGUACAGCUGCCCCUGGAGACGCUCAGCUCCCUGCCAGCAGCUGCCCUUUGACAACAAAGAUGACAGGAGGAAUAGUGAAGGAGCUCAGAUGGAGUUCAAAUCCAAGCAGUGGUUCGGUGCCUCAGUACGAUCUGACGGAGAACACAUUCUGGCCUGUGCUCCUCUUUACCAGUGGUCAACCUUUGGUGUCUCUGAGCGUGAGCCUGUGGGAACUUGUUACCUGAAGAAAGGAAACAUGGUGGUUGAGUACUCACCCUGCAGAACAGAUAAAAACUCACCAGAAGGCCAGGGAUUCUGCCAGGCUGGCUUCAGUGCUGAUUUCCUUAAGAAGAACAACAGAGUGGUGGUGGGAGGACCUGGAAGCUUCUACUGGCAGGGCCAGCUGAUUUCUGAUGACAUCGCAGAGAUUUUUGCUCGCAUCCCUAAUAACUUCAUCACCCGUUACGGAGGCACGAUCUCCACCAAGUCAGCCAGCGCCCAGUAUGAUGACAGUUAUCUCGGAUACUCUGUGACAGUUGGAGACUUCAACACUGAUGGAACGGAAGAUUACGUGACUGGAGUACCAAGGGGAGAGAAGGCACUGGGUUACGUGAACAUCUUUAAUGGCCUCAACAUGCAGUCCAUGAUCAACUUCACAGGGUCACAGAUGGCUGCCUACUUUGGACAUUCAGUGGCUGCAUUUGAUGUCAAUAAUGAUGGAAUGGUGGAUCUUUUUGUUGGAGCUCCUCUCUUCAUGGACAGAGGAUCAGAUGGGAAACUGAGGGAGGUGGGACAGGUGUCUGUGUAUCUUGGUCAAGGUGGAUUUUCCUUCCAGCCAGUUCAGAUGCUCACAGGGUCAGAGGUUUAUGCCAGAUACGGCUCUGCCAUUGCAGCGCUAGGAGACCUGAACAUGGAUGGCUACAACGAUGUUGCCAUCUCUGCUCCUUAUGGAGGCCAUGACCAUAAAGGCUUGGUGUACAUCUAUAAUGGCAGCCCUGCGGGGCCCAACCCAUCACCAUCCCAGGUCCUGCAGGGCAAAUGGGCAUCCAAUUACAUGCCAGCUAGCUUUGGAUACUCCAUGACUGGAAAUACUGACAUAGACCAGAAUGGAUAUCCAGAUUUAAUAGUUGGAGUGUUUGGAGCAGACAAAGCUGUUUUAUACAGAGCCCGUCCAGUGAUUAGUGUAAACUCCACAUUAGACAUCACACCCCAGACCAUCAACCCCGAGGACAAGACCUGCACACUCUCUGGGACUGGCACACAGGUGUCAUGUUUUAAGGUGAAGUACUGUCUGACGGCCAGUGGCCCCAGGGCUCCAGCCUCUCUCACAUUCCGUGUGGACCUCAUGUUGGACCGCCUGAAGCAGGAUGCAGCUAAGCGUGUCUUCUUCCUGUUCAGCCAAACCUUUAAGUACUCCAAGAACAUGACCGUGUCUAACGGCAAAGCCCCCGCCUGUGAGGAGCAGCAAGUCUACCUGAGGGAUGAUCGCGAGUUUCGGGAUAAGAUCACUCCCAUCUCAGUGGUGAUGGAGUACAACAUGGACUAUCAGCAGGCUGCAGACAAAACAGGACUGCUGCCAAUUGUUGACACAUCAUCUCCAUCAAACAGCACCAAGCAGGCUCACAUCCUGUUGGACUGUGGGACUGACAACAUCUGCAAACCUGACCUCAAGCUGUCAGUUAAGAGCGAUCGUGACCAGAUCUACAUCGGCGACGAUAACGCUCUGACCCUGGAGAUCACUGCUGAGAAUCAGGGCGAGGGAGCCUACGAGGCCGAACUCCACGUCUACCCUCCACAACAGGCCGACUUCACCGGCGUCGUCCGCAGUCAGACGCUCUCUCGGCUGUCCUGUGCUUACAAAAAGGAGAAUCAGACUAAGAUUGUGGUGUGUGACCUGGGAAACCCCAUGAAGGGAGGAACAAAGGUGGUAGCUGAGUUGAGGUUCAGCGUGCACCAGCUAUCAGAGGAGGACACAUCUGUCAAGUUUGACCUGCAGAUAGUCAGCUCUAACCAGUUUGACAACACCAGCCCCAAAAUCUCCAGCAUCACCAAACUGGCUGUCCUCGCUAAAGUGUCCAUCAGAGGCUCGUCAUCUCCUGGUCAGGUGUUUAUUCCUAUCGCCAACUGGAACCCAAGAGAGCCUCCUGUGGUCGGAGACGACAUCGGACCGCAAAUAGUACACGUCUACGAGCUCCUGAACAACGGUCCCAGUACAUUCAGUAAGGCAGCAGUGGAGGUCAAGUGGCCGUAUCAAUUUAGGAACGGCUCUCUGCUCUACAUCACCAGCUACGAGACCGAGGGACCCAUCAACUGUACCACUGACAUGGAGAUAAACCCGCUCAAUGUCUCCAACCCGGUGACCUCCCAGACCAACAGCACCGUUCCACCCAGAGGACGAGAGUCGGAGGGACGGAACCAAAACAGUGUUCGGCAGAAGAGAGAUCUGGAGUCCAGAGAUGCAGAGAACGACCUGCAGACACUGGACUGCUCCACGGCUAAGUGUCUGACGCUGAAAUGUCAAGUCGGUCGUCUAGAAAGGAGGAAGAACGCCAUCCUCUUCAUCUACUCCAGACUGGCUGUCAACAACUUCCUCAGGCCUGAGAAUCAGAAUCGAUCAUACGUGGUUCAAUCAACGGCUUCCUUCAGUGUCAUCGAGAUGCCCUACAAGAAUCUGGAGUUGGAGCUACCAUCCAAUAGCACCACUGUGAGUGUAUCAGUGGUUUGGGUGGCUGAGCCUCCUCCACCGGUACCAGGCUGGGUGGUGGCUCUGGCUGUACUGGCAGGACUGCUGCUGCUGGCGCUGCUCAUCUUCAUCAUGUACAAGCUGGGUUUCUUUAAGAGAGUCCGCCCCCCACAGGAGGACUGCACUGAAAAGGAGCAGCUGCAGCCGGAGGAGAACGGAAACACUGAUGCUUAGAUGUCAAACUGUGAGGGACUGAUGGCAAAAAGCAGAAAAAAUGAAAUCAGGGUAAAAUGGCCUCUGAGACCAUUUCACUGUAAUGACUGUUGGAUGGCAGAUAAUGAUAUUGGUUUAAGCUCUCAUGGGGUGAUUUG